Messenger RNA from Didymodactylos carnosus, 966 nucleotides. NCBI's taxonomy places the organism in Eukaryota, Metazoa, Rotifera, Eurotatoria, Philodinida, Philodinidae. The record is from the annotation of a GenBank genome assembly.
CCAUCGUAAAACCAAUAAAUCAUAGUGCAUUCGAAAGCAGAUAUAUUGGGCUAUACAACUAUGCAUAAAUGCCCAAAUCGAUUUUUUUGUCGAAAAAUGCUUUUUUUGAGGGGUGGGGGGCCCUUAAGAACGAGACUGUUUCGUUUUAUACCAGUAGCAAAAGGAACGACAUCUAGUUUUAAUCAGAAUGAUACAUCAAUGAAAUUUAAUAAACUAAAAGAUAUAUUUCACAAGACUAUGUCAUUUAAUUUCUGUUGUGUGUAGGAUUUACAUAAUAUCGAUACAAUAAUUCCAUUACACACAAGUUCCAAAACAACAACUAUACAUCGUUCGAUCGACAAUGUUCAUGAUAUACAGUCAUUAUUACCGCCUACAAGUACGCUUUCAUAUUCGACGUCGAAUACAACCUCAAUGCGUACUCUGUCAACCGAUAGUAAAUACGAUAUUACGGAAGAAUUUGAUUUUGAACGGAAACAAAAGAAGCUUGAUAGAGAACAAGUGUUAUUCAGAAACAGAUAUUAUUCAAAGUUUUUAUUAGCUAAAUUACAGUUUUCAAUUUCGAAUAGAGCUUAUCAAAAACUGCAUCUGCUAUGCAAUGAGUACAAUACGAGACCUCCACCAAUACGUACGAUAAAAGAACUUUUGAGCCUUUACGAACAUAAAAUUCCGAUAAUAACAACAGAACACGGUGCAUACCUGCACGUUCGUCAUGCCAUUAUUAUGUUAACAUAUGGACAUCAGGAUAUUCUUGACUCCAUAUAUAAAUCCGGCAGUCGAACACUGCAUUUUCGUCUAUGUGAAGAUCGUACUUGGAUUGGAAAGAGAUUAAAUAUUCUCGUUUCCAGUUUAGGAUGGGUUAAUGCCGGCCCAAAAGCACAACCUGCCACCAGUUUAAUUCUACUGGCAAUCGUGAAAAUAUCGAAGGAAGAUCGUCUAAACUUAGGUAUGAUUAAAAAUAAAAGAUAG